Messenger RNA from Leptosia nina, 486 nucleotides. The record is from the annotation of a GenBank genome assembly. NCBI's taxonomy places the organism in Eukaryota, Metazoa, Arthropoda, Insecta, Lepidoptera, Pieridae.
AUGCACACACAGAUGCAGUUGGUGUGCGUCUUCACCAACACAUUUGCAUGCCGUAGAUAUUAUAACGCCACCCCGCUGUUCGCCUCGGAAAACGCCUCCAGUGAAGUGUGGAGCGCGGGCGGCGGGGGUGGGUCAACAGCAUGCGGUAGCAGCGGCAUGGACUUGAAACACGAGGUGGCUUAUCGCGGGCUGACAGGCCAGGUGAAGGCAGAGCCUGGCGUCAGCCACAACGGGCACCCGAUCAACGGCCACGUGAGGGACUGGAUGGCUGGUGGUGGGGGGUCUCCGUCUCCCGGCGCGGCCCAGCCGCAGCCCAAUGGAUAUUCCUCCCCACUAUCGUCGAGCAGCUAUGGACCCUAUAGUCCAAAUGGAAAAAUUGAGCCUUCAGACCGAAGGUCUCAGACCCCCAGUGGUUACACGUGGCUCAUGCAGAAUGAGGACUGGUACUUGUCAAGGAUUGUAAUGGAAUAUCCUUCAGUUCUAUAA